Molecule: messenger RNA, 33601 nt
Organism: Podarcis lilfordi (Lilford's wall lizard)
Lineage: Eukaryota; Metazoa; Chordata; Lepidosauria; Squamata; Lacertidae
Source: the annotation of a GenBank genome assembly
AGACUGCGGAGGUACAAAUGCGGAGGAGCGGGAUCGGGGUGAAGCGCUGGCCCAUGAUAAAUUUGGGGGCAGCACCUGCCCUCGAUCGUCCCACCUUCGCAACCCGCGUCGUGCGCUCUUGCUCGGCGGGAAAUAAAUAAGAGCAACGGCCCGGAGCUUGAGCGCUUGUGUUGGAACGCGCGGGCGCUAGGACCCAGACGGAACCUGCCUAACAGUGUUGGGGAAAGGCGACGCUAGGACCCCGCGUGCGCCGAUCGGGCCUGCCGCGGCUCCCGAAGCUCGGCUGCGGAUGCGCCGCUGCACAUUGGCCGAGCCAACCGGGCGGUGGGGAGAGUGGGUGGGCUGGACUGACGAGACCCGAGCAGGCAAGUAGACGUUGGUGGGAGAAGGGGGCAGGCGGGUGGGACAGAGGGGAAGCGGGCGGCGGCGGCGGCAGCCCCUUUGCUGCGUUCUCGCCGGCUGGCAGCACAGAGAGGCGGCAGGGGGCGGGGGUAACACAGCCCCAUGGCUUGAUCUCCACCUCCUCCUCUUCCUUCUAUGCCCGAGCCCACUGCCAAGCAGCCAGGCCUGUUGCCCAAAGUGUGUGGGGUAACAGGCGUAGGCAGCGAGGGUGGGUGCUCAGCACCGUCGUCUCCUCGCUGUGCUCCCCGGGGUGCCCUUGAAUCAGGAAGCUGGCGGCUUCUGCCUGGGAAAGUUCACCGCUUGGAAAGUGGGAACACACAGCAGCUGGACCCGGGGAGGGCAGGAAUCCAAAGCGCCACUCGAGGGCGCGGAGUGUAGUCAUAACAACACGGUGAUGAUGUGCUAUUUUGAUAUCGUGCAUCAGAAAGAACGAAUUAAAACCCACGGAGAGGUGUGGAGGAAGGCACCAGAAAUAUCCGCCGGGGAAUUUUCAUGGAGGAAAAGGCUAUAUCAGUGGCCCUUAAAAAAAGAAGACAAGCUUCUAGCAUUUGGGAAAGUAGCUCAGGGUUUAUUUGUGUAGUAAAAGCUGUGGGGCAGAGAGAAGAUAGCUGAGCAAAAACUUCAGUGCAUUGCAUCCAUUCUAGUAGCACCAGCACUGUAAAUUAUGCCAGCCAGCAAAUCGUUGCAAAUAUGUUUAAUUUGUUUAUUUUAUCGAAGUCUCAGCUACCAAAUCAUACGGGUUGGGUUCGGAGGAGGUUAAACAUUAAUGGAACUCAAACCCAGGAGAAAGCAGUAAGGUGCAAAAGGUUAUGGAGAGUGGCAACAAGGAGUCACACAGUGCACGUGUUCUCAGAAGUAAGCCCCACUGGGCUCAAUGGGAUUAAUUCCCCGGUUAAUGUGCAUACUUGCUACCAUAGUUGACCUGUGAAACUCAAUGAUCUUGGAUCAAGCUAUUGUACGCACACAGCAGGCUUAGAGGUUCUGUUCUGUUUUCAAAGGAUCAAUUUCAUUAGAAGAGUCUAUCAACAUCUAUGAAACUGCCAUCCUAGAAUAGACUUGUGAGGGGCCAAAUGUCUCUGUGGCAACCCACAGCACUAGUGCCACACGUGACCCUGCCCCCCAGUUUCAUGUGUGUGACAAGGGGGAGGGGGCGUUGGGAUUGCAGGAGAGGGAAAUGGGAUGAGCCCACCUACCUAUGACCCCACCUACUGCCUCAAAUAGAUCCCUCUUCCCCCAAAGCAGCCCUUGACAUAUGCCCUUGAUAUAUGUAAACCCUUCCCAUAAAAGAAGGCUAUCUACUUGCCAGCCAAUGGCAGAUUAUCCCAAAUAUUCCAGAGCACUGUGCCAUAAGCACAGAAUAUCUGCACCACAGAAAGUGUCUGCACAAAAAUUGCUGCAGAAGACUUAGGAAAGCAAGCCAUAUUAGAAGGAAAAGAGGAGUGGGGGGCAACCUUCCCCAUGGCUACCGGAAAAUCUAAAAUUGUGAAAAAAAUCCUACCUGACCUAAACAUGAGUAAACAAAUAGGCCCUAAAUAUGAGCAAAAUCUAUCCACUAUUCUGAAAAGAAAAAUGUUACCAAGAUUCAGCUCCUCCCCACGCAGCUGUCACUCUGAUUUUAAGUGUGACAGUUCUUGAUGCCUUGUGCUAAGCAAUUCCUUAAACUAGGAGGUGGGGUGAACAACAAGGUGAGACCUCUGCCCCAGAUACUGUGUGGUUUCUUUUGCAUUUCCCUACAAAGUGUCUCACCCUGCCUCUUUUGGUGGGAUGGCAUAUUGAGCAAGAAGGAUUAAAAAAAUUGUCCAAGAUUGGUGACUGCUCUCAUGCCUGCAUAGUAUGUGUGUGUGUGUGUGUGUGUGUGUGUGUGUGUGUCUGUCGCACCAUGUGGUAUGUUUACUUCUGCACUUGAAUUUAAGCCUGUGAGAACAUCAUAUGCCUGUGGGUUUGCAUAUAUUAUAUAUAACAUAUUUGCAGACAGCAUUGAAAUAUAAAGCCAGUGUGGCAAAGCAGUGUGUUGGACUAGGACCUGUGAGACUUGUGAGACCAUGGUUUGAAUCCCCACUUAGCCAUGAAGCCCACUGGGGGACCUUAGACCAGUCACUCAUUCUUAGCCUAACCUAUCUCACAGGCUUGUUGUGGAGGAGGAGGAAAAUUAUGUAUGCCACCUUGAGCUCCUUGAAGGAAAGGUGGGAUAUAAAAAAAUAAAAAAAUAGUAGCCCAAGCAUAUGUUCUAAUUUCCUUGUUUCUUUCAUCUGUGUUUCUGCAGCUCCCCAGCCGACAGGAUGGUGGUGCUACAGAGCUACUGUGAGGGGAACGAUUCCCUGGCACGUGCAUGGGCUCAGCAGGGGCUGUACCCCUGUUUCUACUUCACGCUGGUGCCCUCCGUGCAGCUCAGCGUCUGCAUCCUCUUGGGGGCCCUGCAGUACGCUUGCUAUGCCCGGUUCAGCCGCACCAUGGAGCCAAAGUAUAUCCCACGUUCCCGCCUGUACCACAUCCAAGUCCUCCUCUCUCUGCUCCUUGCACUGCUGCCCUUUGUCACCUUUCUGUGGCAGGUGUUGGGCAUGCAACAGCUUUAUGGGUACAUGGUGCUGUACGCCUGCCUCUCUGCCGCGAGCUGGACCAGCUCGGUUGGGCUGCUCCACCUGGAACGCACCAGAGUUCUGGCGCAGGACCGGAUCAGAGGCCAUGGUGCCAUCCUCCUCCUUUUUUGGGCUCUGGCUUUUGCAGCCGAGAACCUGGCCUUCAUCUCCUGGAACAGCCCACUCUGGUGGUGGGGCUUGGAAAACGCCAACCAGAAGGUAGGUCAACGAGGGUUUGGCGACAGGUAGGAGCAUAUAUAUAUACAGUGGUACCUCGAGUUACAAACGCCUCAGGUUACAAACUCCGCUAACCUGGAAGAAUUACCUUGAGGUGAGAACUUUGCCCUAGGAUGAGAACGGAAAUUGUGUGCUGGCAGUGCAGCGGCAGCAAGAGGCCCCAUUAGCGAAAGCACAGUUUCAGGUUAAGAACAGUUUCUGGUUAAGAAUAACAAAUUAAGUUCGUAACUAGAGGUACCACUGUAUCCUGGAAUUUUUUGGCAGGGUGGUGGAAUAUUUGGAGAUGGGAGAGGAUUAGAACCAAAUAAACCUGCUGAUUUCAACACUUGCUAGUUGUUGCUCUUAAGUGCCAGCCACUGCUUGGCGCCUUCUUCCCAGCCCAUUUUUGCUGAGUCACUGUUGUUUGAGCUACAGAAAGCUUUAGACAUGAGUGGUGUGUGCUCCUCCCCCUUUUCACACAACCACACAUGCACACACACACAGAGAGGGGAUUGCUGAAUAAUUUGCAGGGGACUUUGCCCAAUGACUCAGCACAAAGUCCUACCGAAAAGGCUUUCCACCCACAAGCUGAGAUUUCACAUUUCUUUACAUUGUUAACUAACAUCCUUGCCCUCUGGCAAUACCCUUUAGUAAGAGACUGGAAAGGAGAGAACUUAUUCCAUGCCACAGAUUCCAUGUAACGAUUAGGGCCUGACCACUAUUCCCCCACCCAAACUGUACAGCUGAAUUGCCCACUGUCUACACACCUGCUUAUGGGACUCCUCAUAUGCCAGGGUUUUCAAAAUGUGGCUGAGGUUCAUGCGAGUUGUAGUCCAAGCACAUCUGGAGGGCAUCUGGCUGGGGAAGGCUGGCAACAACUGUCCCCCAGCCCUACCUGGAGAUUCCCAGAUGGGUGGGAUAUAAAUAAGCUAGUUAAGCCUAGCUUAACUGUGGUUUGUUUGAACAUGUGAAUCCAGCGUAGCAGACUAGCCAAGAUUUGUUCUUUUUGGGUGGUUUGCUUGUUUGUUUUUGGCCAACAAACAAUGUGAAGCCAUUUUGCAAGUGGCAGCCUACCUUUUUUGCGUCAAGAUGUCAUCUCGUUGCAGUGAUGGGUGUGAAGGCCCCUCACUCUUCAUCCACAGAGGAACCAAGAACUCACAUUUAGGAGCAUCUACCUCCUCCUGCCUUGCCAUUCCAGACAGCUUCAGCCUUCUCCCUUUCUACCUCAGUCACAUGACCUAACUUCCCCUGCUGGCCAUCUGAUGUAACUGCAGGCAUCUUCAAACAGGAACAGGCUUCAGGAAGCAACAGGAAGCAAAUGCCCCCAAGCCAUCUUCACAAUUCUCUAGGGGUCAGGACCAUCUAUCACCAAAUGUUCCUUAAAGCUUCUGGGAGGGAUUGUAUCCUGGGGUUUUCUGCAAGGAAUUAGAUUAUGUGAUAUGGGAUAAUUAUCUGUGUUCUAGUUCCAGCGUUUUUACGUACUUGGCAAGUCUUUGGUCAAUUGGCUCAAAUCAUGCUUUUGGCUAAUGAAAUGCCUAAAAAGAUUUUAAAUAAUAAAUCAAGUUUAAAAAUACCACCCUUGAUGGGUGUUUCCCUCUCUCCACUCCAAGCCAUUUGACUCUUGGUUUAGAUCUUAGAAAGGAAGCACUGCUUGGUUUGUAGCUUUCAGUGGGGAGCAAAGCGGGGCAGGUGGGUCGCUGCGAGACACACAUCUGACAUGAGAUCAACCUCCUCCAGGUACAAUUCAGCCUGUGGUUACUGCGCUACUUCUGCACCUUCGCCCUCUUUGCCCUGGGGAUAAAGGCCCCAGGGUUGCCCCGAAAACCCUACAUGCUGCUGAUCAAUGAAGAUGAACGCGACGUGGAGCACAGUCAGGUAGGUCUCUGUUCUCCUAAACAGCCCAAUUCUUCUUCUACGUCUGCCUGUCUCUGUCUAUCCUGUUAAUUCCACCCCUGUGAACCAGUUGCAGGCUGUGCAGGGAGGGAACUAGAAUAACAUUAUUGGUGCCAGAAGCACUACUCUGUUAAGAAGAGCCUGUAGCUGCGGUUUCUCUCUUUAAAAUAGCUGCCAUUUUGAAACAGUAUUACCUUUCCACACCAGGGGCCACAUUCACACCAUAUAUUUAAAGCACUGUGACGCUAAGCAGUCAUGACUCCCCCCAAAGAAUUCUGGGAGCUGUAGUUUGUUAAGGGUUCUGAGAGUUGUUGGGAGACCUCUGUUCUCUUCCCAGAACUACAGUUCCCAGAGUGGUUUUACAGUCAAUCCCUGCAUACAGAUCAGGAGCUUUUAACCAAUGAUAUGACAGUGAAAAAAAUCAACAGGUGGAUGCUGCUUUUAUGGGCCUGGAGCUGCAGUGGGGUUGGGGUGGGGAGCAGCACCUGUUGAAUUUAUCUGAAUUUUAAAGAUGUUAAAAUCACAGGAGCCUCAGUGGCUAACCUCUGGAUGGAAAGAACUGGCAAUGCUAGAAUGCACCUUCAGAGUAGAUUGCAGGCUGUAGGGAAAAGUUCACCAAAGGUGUGGUUUGAGGAGGUUUGGAAACAAGUGCGCCUAGCUGGUUCAGUGGCACGAAACUUCCCUGUGAGGUGGAGCACUCAGAGUGCCCUGAGGCAAAACUGUUGACUAACCUUACCAGUGGCCCUUUUUCAAUGGGCUGUUGGGCUAGUGAUAGAUUGAGUACUUGUGUACAUUUAGGGCUGUUGUAAAGGUUACUGAGAGGCAAGUUAGAUAUGGAUGUGUCAAUCAAGUAGGGUGGGAUCUGAUUUUUUUAAAUCAAAAUGAAUGCCAAUCAUCUGAUGUCCAAGUUGGCCUCUGGGGUACAGACAGAUAGUGAUCUGGCCCGCUGGGUGGUCCUAAAAGAUUCCCCACCGCAUUAUAGACAAAGAUAAUACCACAGGGUGAGUGAGUUAUGGAGCUGAAUUUUCAUUGCUCCCUUUUACACUGGUGGCUAAUGAAGGAAAUUUUGCAACUGUGCAAAAGAGCUUUGAGUUCUAUCUAACAUAUAUUUUAAAUGUUCAUCGUUGGAGAAUCACUUUUGUUGGUUUAAAAAAAAAGAAAAAGAAAAAAGCUGAAGGUGAAUGUGAAUAGGCUCCAGCAGGUGGCACUGUGGAUAUUUCUUGUAUAUGUUCUCUGCACUAAUCAAUAAAAAAAUAGAAGUUGCUGCCCAUGCCAUCAGUGCCGUUUCUGCAACCAGAAAAUCUGAUCUCUGUGACCUGUAUCAAUUAUGCAAUUUAAACAGAUGUUCACAAUGUCUUGUAUUAAUUCUGCAAUAUUAAAAAUUAGCUUCUGCAAUGUAUUUGGGUUUGGGGAGAAAAUGUGAUUAAUUAAGGAAGGGGAACUGUUGGCCCUCUGGGUGUUCAUAGACUCCAGCACCCCUCAGCCCCAGCCAACACGGCCAAUGGUCAAGGAUGAUGGGAGUUGUAGUCCAGCAACGUAUGGAGGACCACAGGUUCCCCACUCCUGCCAUAAUAAAUUGAUGGAGGAGGGCAAAACCAACAGCUGUUUGCCAUGACACCAAAUCUUGUGAAUCUCCUGGAACAUCUAGUUGACCACAGAAUGUUAUACUAGAAGGACCUUAAUGGACCUUAACUGCUUGAGAAUACUGGGCCUGAUUGGAGGUCACUGUAGUCCUAGCGCUGGGGUGGUUCUGCUUCAUACAGUAAAAUCUGGACACCAUGGACCCUCUGAAUAUAUAUUUCAUUUCAUUUCUUAAAUUUAUAUCCUGCUCUUUCUUGUAAAGGAGUCCUAUUCAAACAUUUAAAAAAAGAUUUUGCAACACUGCGCCUUUCUAGUCCUAUUUUUUCCUGAACACUUCCUGCACCGAACCCUCAAUUUCUGUGACUCUCAAGGUUUUGCUUCCCUUUCCAGUUGUGUUUACUUGAAAUGCUCUCUGUGCCCUUUGCUGAGAAGUGACCAUAGCCCCCCCCAUCUUGCUCAGUUGCCCCCUCCCAGGUGUUGGCUCUCAUCUUUGCCCAGAUGCCAUUUGACUAGGUUGUUGUGGUCCCCUUCCCCAAAUAUUCCCUGCCAAAAAGCAGAGUCCCCUUCCCCUACUCACUGUCCUUUCUGUGUCUCAGCCCCUGCUUCCAGAUGCCAGACAGAAUCGCUCCACCUGGAGGGAUCUGGGCCGGAAGAUAAGCCUCCUCAUACAGUACAUGUGGCCCAAGGGGAGCUACCCACUGCAGGGGCUGGUGAUCGUCUGCCUGAUGCUGAUGGGGCUGGAGCGUGGCAUCAACGUCUUCGUGCCCCUCUACUACAAGUACAUUGGUAAGCGGAAAGGGCUGCUUCCAGGGAGGCAUAGUGCUGCCGCCCCUAGCAGAGGUGGAUGUGCAAUGGGAGAGGGCCUGGCAUUAAUGCCAGGGGUUUCUCUUAGAAUGGGGUUUGGGGAGAGGACAGAACCUCUGUUUGGACAAGUAUUCUGAAUUGACCAAGAGAGGGCGCCCUGAUAUAGGCAUUGGCAAAUGUGCAGAGGACUUACAGGGAAGAGAAGGGGCCAAGGGCAACCUUUGGGGCUGCUUAAAGGUAAAAGUAAAGGGACUCCUGACCAUUAGGUCCAGUCGCGGAUGCCUCUGGGGUUGUGAUGCUCAUCUUGCUUUACUGGCCGGGGGGCCGGCAUACAGCUUCCGGGUCACGUAGCCAGCAUGACUAAGCCGCUUCUGGUGAACCAGGGCAGUGCACGGAAACAUCGUUUACCUUCCCGCCAAAAGCCAGGAGGCCUUUGGCUGGAUACAGAUAUUGCAGCCAAAUGGAAGCUCUCCAGGAAGCGGGUCCUUAUCAAACACUUGUUUCUAAGCACUAGUUUUGGAGGCACUCGCUCAAUGUGUAAUGUCUGAAGAGGCCCUUAAGCAGCCUGGCUCCUUAAGGCCUGCAGAGCCCUUGACACGUUUAAGCGACAGGCUUGGCACGUCCAGCACAGCAUGAGGGCUCAGGGCUGCCAAAGCACGCACCAUCAGGUGCGAGAGAGAGCCCCAGGGCCUGAGGUGGUGUGGAGCUGCUUAUAUAGAUAACAAUAAUUUUAUUAUUUAUACCCUGCAUAUUGUGCUGGGUUGCCCCAGCCACUCUCCUUGUUGUGGCAUGGGGAAAAGCAGUUUUUAAAUAGAUUCCUUGCCUGGUACUGGAGGCCGACUACCCACAUGAGAACAAACUCUGGUUAUUAUUAUUAUUGUUUUAAAUACUGGGACAGUGUGCUCAGAGCAUGAUCUCUUGAGGUGCAGCCAGUCAUAAGAAGUAAGCAGGGCUGUUGAGUCCGUCACACUGACUGACCACAUUGCUCCCAGUUCCUCUUGCCCCUUAGAACUAGGGUGGACAGCCAGUGUGGCCCCCCAGACCUCUCUACUUGGCCCUCAGAACUUUCCCCUAGCCGAGCCCCUCACCGGCCCUGCAUCACGUCCCAAAGCGUUGUUGCCUGUCUGGAAUGUGUCCUUGAACUCUGGGAAUGCCUCUUGCUUACCUGGAUGGAGGACAGAGGAGGGUGUGUGAAGAGAGUGGGCUGCUGUACAAAGCUAAAAUUUACAUUUGUUGCCCAGCCCACUUUUGCCUCUGGCCCCGCCCAGCACUGGCAUGUGGUCCUUGGAAGGUUGUCCAGGAAGGAAUGCAGCCCUCAGGCCCUAGAGGCCCCUCAAGCCUUGUGAAGAAGAAAGAGGCAGUGCACUGAGGUUGAGGGUGAGGGGAGUUCUUUGCUGUACCACUUGGGACUGCAGGGGUGGAGGCUAUUAUUAUUGUUGUUGUUGUUGUUGUUGUUGUUGUUGUUGUUGUUGUUGUUGUUAAUUUUAUAGCCUGCCCAUCUGGCUGGGUUUCCCCAGCCACUAUGGGUGGCUUACAGCAUAUCUAAAACAUAGCAAAACAUCAAAUAUGAAAAACUUCUCAAUACAGGGUUACCUUCAGAUGUCUUCUAAAAGUUAUGCAGUUCCUUAUCUCCUUGACAUCUGAAGGGAGGGCGUUCCACAGGGAGGGCGCCACUACCAAGAAGGCCUUCUGCCUGGUCUUAUUUUUGAAUGGUUUCUCAUAUAAAAAUAGCUGAUGAUAGAAGAAAGCGAAGGGAGUUGCAUUGCCUCUCCCCAAUAUGCCAGUUAAAAAAAUCUGGCACCCCCUCCUGCUUGCAGUCUCUAGAAUGCUACCAUCUCAUUUUUGCAAACUAGAUAGAGCAGGAAUUGCUUCUGCCCCUGUGUUUACAUUCCUCCAUUCAACCCCAUUCUUCUUCAAAGCCUUCUUGUUUCCCUUCCUCUGCCAAGCUUGACUCUCCCUACGCACCUCCAGGAUCUCAUCCCUGCUCUCCUGUGGCUUCCCUCCCUCCUUCCCAGCCCAACCUUCUCCAUCAAACUUACAUUUUGAACUUUGUGGGGCAGGAUGCAACUUUCCUGUUUGGGAACGUGUUUAAUAAGAGUAGAGGGAGACUUGCAUUUCCAGCUGAACCUGCGAAGUCAUAUGGCAUUAGUUUGGGGGAUUGGGAGAAGACUUUGGUACAGGAAGACUUGGGGAAUUUAGUGACCCUCUUGGAUCUCCCCGAGGCUUCUGCCCUGAGCCCUGCGGUGACCUCCUAUCUUGCUUACUCCCAGACUAACUCCGCAUUGAGCUUCUGGGGUGGGGGGUGGGGAAGAGGUGGGCAGGCCGUGGAGGAGGGGCGCUGCCUUUGUUAGCAGAAGCCGUUGGUGUGUGCCAGGUUCCCAUGCCCCGGUGGGCGGUGCAAGUGCCAGCUCAGGGCAGCUAUUGAGAGGUGUCUGAAUAGGGGAGGAUGGACUCCGGACCUGCCUUUCAGCCCUGACUUUUAGACUUUACAAAGGAGUCAUUGCAGGCGGGAGGCAUGGAAUUGCGAACUGCAUACCAAAUCGCUCGAUGGGAAUGGAUUCGGGAGUGGGGGAAGCUCUCUGCCCUACAUGCUAAGCAGCUGCUGAGCAGAUAUAUUCUUCUCCGUCCCACCUGGGGGAGAUGGGUGCACCCUCCAGAUCUCAGCCAGAUCGCCUAACCUGCCAGCAACCUCGGCACAUCGAGCUGCUGUUUCUGCCAUUCCUGGGCCCAAAUGCUCUUACCUGCAGCACGGACUUAAGAACAGGGGCAGGCCAUGCUGGUCCAGAGCAGUGCUCCAUCUAGCUCUGUGAUGGGCGAACCAGGCCUCUGUCAGGCUGCUACAUAUGGCCACCAACCCCCAGGUAGCUUUGCUGCGCUUUCCUUUUUGCCGUUAUUGCCAAGGCAUGGAAGGAGGUGCAAUGAAGCAGAAGUGGGUGGAGAGAUGACACACCUCCAAGUCUGGGAUUCAGUCUGGAAGAUCUGGGUUGAAAUCCUCCCUUUGCCACAGGCCCGUUGUGCGGCUUUAGCCACCUCCCUGUUGUUCGGCCUCAGUUCGCUGUGUUUCGGAAUGGGAACAGCCUACCUCGUGGUAGUUGCGUAGAAUAAAAUAUUGCAAAACAGUUAUUUUAAAAUGAAAAGCACCCUGUGGGUGAUAUGUAAUGACAGCAGCGAGGUCUCUGUUCCGGGUUGCCCGUCCUCAUUGCCUCCCCCCACCCCGCAAGGAUGCCAACCUCUCUCCACGCGUGAGAGUAUAAUUUCUACCUGUGCUUGGGAACAGGGUGGAUUAACACUCUCCACCAUGUGCUGGGUAAAGCAAGUUGGGAUGGGGGAAGGGGAUCCUCUCCCCCCCCCCCAAUGUAGAGAGAAUGAAAGGCAAAGGAGGGGCACUCCCAGAUGGGGUCACCCACCCUGCCAGUUAGGAUUACCCAGCAAAGUGCCGCUGGCGGGGAGCAAACAAGGAGCCUUUGUGUCCUCUGCCUGGUCUCCCAGCAGCCCAGCAGUGGGGUGGGAGGGGUGGGAUCUUUGUGGCUGUGUGGUGCCUUGAAAGAGAAUAAAGGAAGCCAGGAGACUCCACCGGUGGUGUCUUUCCCAGCAAAGGAUGGGGCAGGAUGAGUACGAGGUAUGCAAAACAAGGAGGGGGACUAUCAGAGGAGAGCUCUGUGGCAGGAGAGCAGGAUCUGACCCAAAGUGGGAAGCUUUCAGGCUAUAAUGCCUGGUGGGGUUUGGGGGCGUGAGGAAACCCCAAAGCUGGUGCUUGGAAAUCAGGAUGAUACAGGAGUGGGAGAUGGCCACUUUCUGCUUAUCAAGCUAUGUGCUGCCUGUCCACCACAGUCCAAAACUGAUGAUGAAAUCCCCUACCCACCCUAGCCCAAUCCAAACAGUUUUGCUCAGGCUUUUGCCUGUAAUAAUAUCUCUGUUGUAAUGCUGCCUGUCUGGCACGUUUCAUCUGUGCAUAGAGGAGCCUCUUCCCCACCUUCCUGUUCUGUGGCAGCCCUGCCUCCUCCUAAGGCAGCAGUGCCCUAUAGGCCUGGGCAGCCUAUGAGAUUCAGGGGAUGAGACUACAACAAGUAGGUGUUAGGCAUUUCCUUGGCACUCGCAGAUACAGCCAUCAUUCUCAGGCAGGAACGCAGGGGGGCUAAUUGUAGGCAUUUUUUUCUUGAUCCGCUGAGGUAGCUCUGUUCUUCUCCAUCCAGGCCAGCUUUGAGAUCUUUGUUGCCUGGGCACAAAGAUCAAGUUUCAUGGUGCUUUUUCCAAAAAAAUAGCAGCAUCUCAGUAUUUGGGACCUAUUGCCUGGGGUCAGUGCCCUAUUUUGUGACUGUGCAUGGCUUGAGACAAAAGCUGGCGUAAAGAGGUGUGCCUUCAGCAUUCACCCAAAGCUGUGUAAUGAAGAUACCAGACUCACCUCUGUGGAGAGGGAGGCGCACAACUUAGGGGCUGCCACAGAUAAUGCCUUCUCCCUGCCCCCCCAAGUUUUGAGGUAGGAUGAGAAGUUCCAUGCAUUUACUGCAUGUAUAACACAGGGCUCCCAUGAUGUCUUUGGGGAUCAGUUUCUGUGGGUAGCAUCUUGCUGGAAGCAAUGUGAGAACGUAGACUCAGAAUUCUUCUUCUGAGUGUUCCUUCCAGCAGAAGUCUGGAGCGUCUCAACAAGAGACAAAGCCUUUUCAGUGGUGACUCCUCUCCUCACAACCCUUCAUUCCCUCCCUUCAUGGAACACUCUCCCCAAACAGACUUGGCCACAUGAAUGCCUUUUCAUUGCCUGGCAAAACUUUUAUCUUUCCCCAGACAUUUCAUUCUGCCAGUUUUGUGGGCUUUCCCUGGCUAGUUAAUUUUAAUAGUGAUUAUGUUUAGACAUUUUGUGCUGUGACUUGUCUCGAGACUAUUUUGUAUGAAGCAAAGUCACCAACAUUGCGGCAGAAUUAAGGCAAGGGUGGGGAAUGUUUUUCAGACCGAGGGCCACUUUCCCUUCUGGGCAACCUUCUAAGGGCCACAUCUCGGUGGUGGGUGGUGCCAGGGGCAAAGGUAUGUGGAGCAGUGCAGAUCGUACCUUUGCACAAUAGUCUAGCUUCUACAAACACACACCCCAUUCUGUCCUCCAUAUGGGCAGCCAAAGCAUUAUCAGAGCCUAAGGGCACAUUUCAGCCAGGCAAAAACACCCAAGGAGGGUGCAAAGCGGAUCCAGUAUGUGUGUGAUAACCGAGAGUGUCUGAGAGCAACGUAGAGAGGCUUGUGGGACUGCAUUUGGACUCUGGGCUACCCCCUUGGUUAUGGCCUUCAAAGUGACUAUUGUUUCCUGUCCUCCAGUGAAUGAUCUGACGACAGGGGCUAGUUGGCGUAUCCUGCUUCAAACUGUCUGCAUCUAUGCGGCCCUCAAGUUCCUCCAGGGAGGUGGUGCUGGUGAGUCAGUUGUUGUGCAUACACACCUGCACAUGUGUGCUUUGGCUGAGGCUGUUUUGGGAUUACCUGCGUCCACCAUCGCCAUCCGUUUGUGCUUUCUCUCCAUUUUUAGUCUUCCUGCAUACUGAGAAAGCAGGUGGUUCCCUUAAUCCGUUGUGAGGAGCGUGUGGCCUUUCGGAUGACUUUGGACCAGAACUCCCACUGUUCCUGGUCACAGGCCAUGCUGACUGGGUCCAACAGCAACCAAAGGGCUACAGGACCCCCACCCCCAAUUUACCCCAAACUUGACACCCUCAUGAGCCCUCAGCAUUCAGUAGAUCCCAUAGGCCCCUAAGCAUAGACCCUUUGGCCGUUUUUUGUUUUCUUUUAAUUUGCAAACGAAUAUAUUUCUACAUACCCGGGAGUCCCCUGUCUGCUCCCAGGAAGGUAUAGUUGGCAGUCCUCAGCUCCAGCAAAAGCAGCCCCUAGAACAGUGACAUUCAGAGUGAACUUUGCCUGCGCUCAGGGAUGCUUGAAGGCUCCAAGGUAGUUGCAAGGCAAUAGAAGCCAUUUGCCAGAUCCUUCUGGGUUACAGUUCUUGUUUAAGGUGACAGCGGUAGGAGGCAGGUGUUCAACUGGAAGCAGAAGACAACCACAGGAGCCAACCCCCGCUCUUCUCUCUCUAGGCUCCACUGGCUUCAUUAGCAACAUGCGCACUUUCCUGUGGAUCCGCGUGCAGCAGUUCACCAGCCGCGAAAUCCAGGUCCAGCUCCUCAGGCACCUCCACAGCCUCUCCCUUCGGUGGCACCUCGGUCGCAAGACGGGCGAGGUGCUGCGCAGUGUCGACAGAGGCACUAGCAGCAUCAACAACUUGCUCAGGUGUGCUUGUGGGCCUGGCCAGUGGAGGGCUCUCCAUCAGUCCUGGCUCAGGGGUGCCUGCACUCACCUGUUUUCUCCUGGUGAUGUUGGUGGCCCUUGCAUGCCGUGUGACCUUGCCUAUCAUGUGACCUGACUUGCCCCCCCCCUUCUAUCCCACAGCUACAUUGUCUUCAGCAUCUUCCCCACGAUAGCCGACAUCAUAAUUGCGAUUGUGUAUUUCACCACAACCUUCAGUGCCUGGUUCGGCCUUAUCAUCUUCCUCUGCAUGAGCUUUUAUCUCGGUGAGUGUUUGCAGCAGGGGACCCCAGGAGGUAAGGCGGCCAGGGAGAAGGUUUCCACCACUGCAGCUACUCUAGAAACCCGUUAGCAUGCCUUUCACUUGACAGGUAUUUGGGACUGUAGGGAGAAGAGCGGGCCAGGAAGAUAAAGGUGGUGAGGGUGGCUUGGACUGGUGGCGUCUUGAGGUGGACUAAAGUGUGGUCAUGGUCAGAUGUGCAUUUGUGGAGUGGUGGGCAGCUGUGAGUAAGGUUGUGGGAAAGAGAGAGAUGGGAUCUGAUGGGGAAGACUGUAAGUGUGGGUUGGGUGGUCUUCAUUUGUUACAUUUGUGCCCAGAAACAUAUUCCCAAGACUGAUACAGUAUAGGUGAAUUGCAUUAUCAUUUAUGAGCAAUGUGAUCAGGUAAUAAAAAAGAUCUUUUGACAAUAGCAGCAUGCACAAAAGCAAGAGGAUAGCUUCUGAGGAUUGGCUUCUGCUCUGGUGCUUUAUCAUAAAAAGCAGCAGUUCAUACAGCUGAAGACAAUUCACAAGGGAGAAGAGUCGGUGGAAGAAGAUUGGAAGAAAUUUAAAGACUAUUUACAGAAAUAUUGUAAAAUUAAUGAAUGUUAGAAUGAUGCUGGAUUGAAGUUAAGUGGUUUCUAGCUGUUUAGGUACAAAAGAAUAUGGAAAAAUUGGUUUUUAAUAUGUAAAAAUCUAACGUUACAAUAUAUCAAGACUAAGGAUUAGGAUUAAAAAGGAGGGAAAGGAAUUUAAUUGGAAUACAAAAGAGGGAGGUAUGAGGAGGUCCGGGAAACAAGUAAACGUAAAAGAAGUGAGGAAAAGAUGGAAUUGUUUUUAACUGUUUUUUCUUUUUUUUCUACUUUGUAUUUUUCCUUUUUAUUGUUAAUUUUUUUUAUUAAUGUGAUUUUUUUCCCUUUGAAACUUUAAUAAAUAGUAUUUUGGAAAAAAAAAAAACAAGUUUUAUCUCAAAUACAAAUUAGUGUUCUGAUAGUAUUGCUCCUGCAAGGUUAAGCAUAUACUUUUGGUUGUUAAAAGUUGUGUUACAAUCAAGCAUAUUUUUGUCCUGCAUGAUGGAUUCACCUUAGUGCUCUCCAGUUUACUAGUCAUCAUUAAAAAAAAAUCUACGAAAUAUCUGGUGUAAGGCUUAGAUUUUAUGUUUUAACCUUGCUUUUGAAUCAUUUUCGAGGUUAUUUUCAAGGGGCUAUUGAAUUAUUGCUGCAGAAUAGCCUAGGUGCUGCUAAAAAUCAUGCGAACUCAUCAUUGGCAAGCUCAUUGUGGCAUGAUUAAUUUGGGGUAUCUCUGAGGUAACUAAAUUGACAGAUAAAGUUCCUUUGAAGCAAUGGCUUAGGUGUUUCUGUGGAUGUGACUGAAAAAUGGUUUCCGUUCAUUUUGUGUGGGAGUACUCGAUGUGUAAUCCUGUAAAUUUAUAUUGACAUUUGUGGUGAUAAUAAAUGCUUGAAAUGGAUCAUAAUUUUGCUUGUAUUUGAGGAACAGUUUUUGUCUGAGUACGUCUCAGUGAUUCCAGGCCUCUCUUUUUCUCCAUAGCUUUGACUAUUAUAAUGACUGAGUGGCGAACAAAGUACCGCCGUGAAAUGAAUACCCGUGACAAUGAAGCCCGUUCCCGAGCUGUUGACUCGCUUCUGAACUUUGAGACGGUACUUAAACCCCCACCCUAGUGAGCCUAGUGUGAGGGGAGAACAAGGAGUAGCAGCAAGCCUUUCUGGGUGGUUUACUGCCUAAAACAGCUCAGGCUCCAGGUUUUAGUUGAGUAGAGCAGGACAUCUGCCGGCUGAUCUGAAGCUGAAUCCCCAGGUUGGGUGAAUGUCUCUAGUUUGUGGAGGGUUCAAGUGGAGGGGGACUCGCCUGGCACUGCCUCAUCCGUGUCAUGAUUUUGUUGUAGGUGAAAUAUUACAAUGCCGAGAACUAUGAGGCUACCCGCUUCAAUGAUGCCAUUGUCAAGUACCAGGUAUGGAAGGACCAGGGUGUGGCAACUGGGCUUGCAUCUUCCAUUAUCUUUGGGGUACACUCUCUGCUCCUCCUCUUCCCUAUUUCUGCUCCUCCAUGUACAUGGUGUAUGUGUUUGUACUGCUGCCUGUCUUGCAGUGGAGCAGGGGAAGGCAACUGGGUUCAACAACGCCCUGCUUUGUGGAGGUAGGAGGGUUCAGGGAUCUGCUGGGUGCUCUCUGUGGGCCGCAGGAUGGUUCUGCAGUGGCCCACUUUCUUCUCUCCUCCUGGCAGGUCUCCGAAUGGAAAGUCAAUGCAUCACUGGCACUGUUGAACCAGACCCAGAAUCUAGUGAUCGGGGUGGGGCUGCUGGCCGGAUCCCUACUGUGUGCUUACUAUGUGACCAAGAAGAGGCUCCAUGUAAGUCCUUGCCCACUGCAGUGCCAGAGGGGCAUAGAUGGUGUGGGCAUCUCUGAGUACACACAUCUCUGUAUAUUUGUGUGAUUUUUAUCGCAUGUGUGUGCUUUCUAUUUGGUUUUCAAUUGUAUUGCUUUGUAUUGUAACCUGCCGUGGGACAUUAGGGGGUAGGGUGGGUAAUAAAUCUAAUUACUAUUAUGAAUAAUAAUACAUGGAACCUGUAACUAAGAGCCAGGCCACAUGCCACUCUUUCUACGUGGAGGCAACAGCAUGUGGAGCAGCUGACUACAUGGGGCUUCCUUCACUACAGGAAGAGUUUCCAUUCUGUUGCCAGCCAGCCCCACAAAUCUACGAGUGGCUUGGGCCUCCUCUACAAAGUGGGAUCACUCUGCUUCGAGAAAUGUAGAGCCACUCUCCCCAUUGUUACAGCUGCCAGGCAGAGUCUGCUGGCCUUCCUGAGGCAAGGGAAGCCUCUGUAGAGGCCCUGAAUCUCUUUGUAGAGUGUUCUGGUGCAGCUUGAACUAGAGACAGACAAACAGACAGAAAGACAGAAACAAACAAACACAGGGGCACAUGUUUCUCAACACAUUUUGGGGGGAUAUUUGCAGUGUGUUUUUCGGUUCUGUGAAAUGCAACAAAGGCAAGUGAGCAGGAAAGAGGCUGCAAGGAGAGCUGUGGAGGCGGACAAGCUUGCGCCACCUAAGAACCCAAGAGUGGAGGUUGCAGGACGUGGUCUGGUUAAGUUACGGGAAGGGAAGGCUGGGGGGGGGGCAUAAGAGCUUGGCAGUUUCUCAAAAGUCUUUGUGAAGAGCUAAUUAGCCUUUGCUGAAUUUCAAAGUUGUGUGGAGACCGAAGGGUCGCAGCGCUCAACCCAUGCUGAGAAAAAUGGGCAGCCGAGGGUGCAGAAGCUUAAAAUGAAACCAGAUUGGAGAGCUAGACCUCUCUUUGAGAACAAAAGCAAUCACAAGCAAGAGGCAAGGCUGGAAAAGGUUUGUCACCAAUUAAGAGAUCUAAAGGGGAGUGGGGGGGAACCUCACCAAAUGGGAGCUAGUUUCCACCAACAUCAGAAGAAAGAGACCAGCAUGUUUUGGGUUUGUACUCCAGAUGUGAAAACACACAUUCCCACAUGGAGUGCACUCCUAAUGAUGGUGAGAGAACAAGGAUGUAUAUUCUGUAUAUUAAAGUGGGGAGGAGGUAAUGGAAGGGAUGCAGUAUUAACACAUAAGAUGAGGAAGCCCUUUCACUCCUAGAUCUAAGGCAAGUUGAAUAUGAAUGACAGGAAAACAGAGCUUGGUUAAGUAUAAAAGAAAUCAAUUUGAAUAAUAGACUUUGCCUUGGCCACAGUGCUGGGCUUUAGCCUGCAAUCUGGCCUGUUUGCCCACUGUAUUUGUGGUUUCAUGAAGUCCUGCAGAUGCAGUACUCUGUCAGGUGCACGUUGGCUCUGAAAACAAGGUUUAGGUCUGAAUUGCACAGAGGUUCCACAAACAGCCAGCUCAAACCUGAUCUGUAACUGGCCCCGCCUUGCACGAGCGAGUUGAACACAAUCUCCCUGGCAGCACAACAACAAACAACAAACUAUCUUCUUUAGCCCGUUUGUUCCUAGCUCUCAUGAUUCGUUGGGCCGUGGGAGGAAUGUGUGUGUCUGAGUUUGUAGUAGGCUUAUAAACCAAAGAGGGGCUUAAUGGGGCUUUCGUUGGUCAGGGAGCAAGAAUUUAUGUGCUGCACAAGUCUUUGACCUUUAUCAGCCUUUAUCAUUCUGCUUCACCAGAAUCACCCAACAACCAGCUCCCUCUCGGAUGCAUGUAGAGUUACGGCUGACUGGGCUCUAAUGGUGGGCUGUUGGACUUGAGAAGUGUAGUGCAAAUCUAUCGCUAUACUCUCUCUCAGAAACAUACCUUAUGUCUGAGAGGGAAAAUUGGGCACUGGAGGAGAGAGAUUGUGGGGGGUGAAGGUCCAGCUUUGUGUUACAAUAAGACAGCUACCAUUUUGCUUUCCCUAGUAAGGGGUGAGGGAUCUCUAAUGCAGUUUUGUACAAAGACUUGAAGAGCUGCUGGACUGUUAAAAACAAUAUGAUAAAGCGCUUCCACACUCUGCCACAGGGAGACAUCAUCAUUUUGGCUCUGACUUGCAUCUCUGUUCCCUCCAGGUGGGCGAUUAUGUUCUCUUUGGCACAUACAUCAUCCAACUGUACACCCCACUGAACUGGUUUGGCACCUAUUACAGGUAACCUACUCCAUAGGCUAUUUUGUUCUGUAGUGUUGGUUAGGCAUUUUGAGAAUGCAGAGAGGCGUGUGUUGAUGAAAUUUGAGGGACUUUGUCCACACACAGAGAGAUUGCAAAAUUGGAGAGUGUUACAUGAAAGCCUCUCCAGUGCCGCGUCUCCAUGCUGCUACCUCCCAGACUGCGGUUUGCCUAACAGUAAAGUGCCACCACAUAGAGGGCUACAAAAUCUGUGUCUGAAGGAAACCAUAAUCCAUAGAGAAAACCACUUGUCAAUUUAUUGUUGUACAGAGGCUGACGAGGUAAUGUGAAGCAAACAGAUAUGGAGACAAGAUGUGAGAAGCCUUAACCAGAAGGAAAAAGGAGCACGUAGACUGGUUUCUGGAAUUGAGAUUUUACUUUAAACAGCAGAUUAAAUCAACCAGGCCUGCUAUCCCAUAAGACAGAAAACUCCCAGGGAAUGUAUUAACUCUUUACAGAUGCAUGAAAUGCAGGGCAGAGCCCUGUUUGAGUUAGGGCAUCAUAGGCAGAGAACAAGCAAAUGUCCAUUGCCCCUUCAUAUUUUGCUUGAAAACUGUAAGGAGGAUUUCUGAGUAUGGUGAGAGCAAUGAGCCCCCUCCCCUUUUUUAAAGUGGGACAGAUAUAUUUCUGAAUAGAAACUGAAUACCAGAAGAGAAGGGCUAUGUAAGAUGAAAUUUAUACGGUAUGGCUGUUUGCACAUUACAGUAAAAUGGUUCACUGUAAAUGCACCUAAGAGGACUCCUUUGCUCCUCCUGGCUUGAUUCUUGGCUUACAUUUUGAACAAAUAAGGGAUUGCGGUUCAUUUUGCUCCACAGUCAGUAAGCCAAGAAGAAACUUUGGCUACUGAUCGUGGGAAUGAAACAAAUAAUCGUCCCUGGUUUGUUCAUAAUGGUAAGCCAAGGAUUAUGGGGUUUUUUGGAGAAGAAAAAUCUGGUGCAGUUUUGCUUGUGCACAGAAAGUCUCACUGUGAUAUGCAAAUGUGCCCUGUAUCCAGCAUGUAUUAAAUAUAUUAAAAUCAUCAUCAUCAUCAUCUGACUGGGUUUCCCCAGCCACUCUGAGCAGCUUCCACCAUAAAUAAAAACAUAGUAAACCAUUAAACCAUAAAAAGCUUCCCUAUCAGAGCUGCCUUCAGAUGUUUCCUAAAUGGUAUAUAAUUGCUCAUCUCCUUAACAUCUGAUGGGAUGCGUUCCACAGAGUGGGCGCCACUACCAAGAAGGCCCUCUGCCUAUGCCAAGUGCAAGAUAAUGAAUAGAAUAUUAAAUUCAAUACGAAACUGAUUUCUCAAAAGCUAAGUCAGUAAUGAGCCACAUUUCCCUCAUACCACUAUAUUGAGCCAAACGCAAAUGUUUCUCUCAUUGGUGCAAAGGUGAUCCCUUUUGCAUCAUCUCUUUACAGCCCUAGCAACAAAGAUAGAACACCAUAAAGACUAACACAGUCCUAGGAAGUUGAAAUAAGACUUGAAAUUGAGGCCUGCGUUUAGUAACUGUGUCAUGAGACGUUCCCCCACCUCCAAAGAGUUUGGGUUGCCCCUUAGCCUCCCCGUCCUCUGAAGUAUGAGAGAUGGUUACAAAGGAGGUGUGAUAUCAUUUAGUGUGAACAUGUGUUAAAGGUUUGGGAACAUUUGCUGGUGGGGGAGGUGUGACAGAUGGAGUUUGCUUUCAUGCUUGUGGUCUAAUUGAUUGCCAUAUUUGGAGUGCAAAUACAUGGCUUCCCCGGUCCCUUCUUUUUCCUUACCAGAGAAGAGAAUUAGACCCACACCCACUUCAGUGACACCUAGCAGGGGGUGCCCAAAGGGCCCAGCCUCAAGUCUUUUGUCCCAAGCACCCCAGAUCUCAUCCUUAUCAGUUUAUUUGUAUGCUUCUUUCACACAAAACCUGCGCCUAAAGUAGCUCAGAACAUUAUCAAAUGAACAGUAACGAUAACAUUUCAAAAUGCAUUAGGAUAGAUAGAUAGAUAGAUAGAUAGAUAGAUAGAUGACAGAAAAAAUAUUAUAUCAGUAAGUACAAAACCUCAAUCCAUAUGUAACAUUGUAUAAAAACGAUACAUUAACCUAACCUAAUUUAAUAAUGUGAGCUGAGCAACACUGAAUAAAACAAUAUGAAUAAACUAACACAAUAAAAUAAUAAACUAAACAAAAGUGAGAUCUUCAAAAACUUUGCUUACAGCACCACAGCUGGGGGCACUUACAAAGUGCAGUCCUGGUGAAAUGCCCGGUCAUUUAAAUUUGCUCAGAGGCAGCUUAAAUACAUAUACAUUAGCACAGGGGUCAGCAAACUUUUUCAGCAGGGGGCCGGUCCCCUGUCCCUCAGACCUUGUGGGGGGCCAGACUAUAUUUGAAUGAAUUCCUAUGCCCCACAAAUAACCCAGAGAUGCAUUUUAAAUAAAAAGGCAUAUUCUACUCAUGUAAAAACAUGCUGAUUCCCGGACUGUCCGUGGGCCGGAUUGAGAAGGCAGUUGGGCCGGAUCCGACCCCCAGGCCUUAGUUUGCCUACCCAUGCAUUAGCAUAUGCAAAUAUGAUUCACAUUUGUGCCACGCACCCAUGCCUGAGUGCUUUUUAGUACCUUAAGCAGCACCCACACUACCUGGCCCUGGGUGGUCCAAUGGAGUCUUCUUCUUUUUCAGAAUGAUCCAAAGCUCAUUUGUUGACAUGGAGAACAUGUUUGAGCUCUUCAGCGAGGAGCAAGAAGUGAGUUCAGGCCACAUCGAUGCUUCUGUGAAUAGCUGCUAGCCUAUGCUGUCUUAGAUACUUCUUCCCUUCCCUCCAGCAACUUAAGGGGUUUUUUUGGAAGUGGCUUCUCUCUGAUUGUUCACUGUCUGGACUGGGUGAUAAGACAGAAAUGAGAAUAGUGAUGCUGAAUCCUUGUUGUGCUCAAGCACCGAAAUUCAAAGGCCACUGUGUGCUUGGAAAACAAAAGGCAAUUGCUCUUCACACAGCUUGCAAUUACACUACGGGGCUCAUGCCUUCAGAGUGUUGCUGAGAUGGCCAUGUCCUCUCAGGGAGUGUGUUUCUCUGACUGCUUGUAAUAUUUGCGGGGAGGGGGAUUUUUAGCAUAACCUUCAUGCAAACCACAUCCUCUACCCACUGACCCUACACUCCCCCUAACCCUUUCAGGAGCUCCUGUGCUUCCGCACACACGGCUUGCCUAGUUAGGCCCAAGACCAUGCAUGAUGUCACAGAUUUGUUUACCUGCAGGUGAAGGACGAACCAGGUGCUGCAGACCUUCGGUUUCUGGCAGGACGUGUGGAAUUUGAAAAUGUCCACUUUGGCUAUGUGGAAGGGUAAGGGGGAAGGUCCAGAGAGCUGGGUGGGUGGGUAGUGAGUCAGGAAAACAGGGGGUGGAGAAGAUAGUAAAGAGAUUGUGGUAGGUAACGGGGGGGGGGGGAUGCUCAAAGGAUGAAGGAAAAUGUGGUGGGCCUCAGCGGAAUGUUGGAGAUGCUUUUUGUUCACUUUCCUCACAGGAGGGAAGUCCUGCGUGAUGUUUCCUUCACAGUGAUGCCUGGGCAGACCCUUGCACUGGUAAGGAGAGAGUUUUGCCUAGAAUGAACGCCGUUCCCUCUUUUGAUUCUGCUACAAUGGGAGCAGUGGCAGGUCCCAUGUGCUUUUCCCUGCUUACUCAUUCCUCCUGCUGGCUGUACCCAUAUUGACCCUUCCUCACCCCCCUCUCUCCGCCCAGGUGGGACCCUCUGGCUCAGGAAAGAGCACCAUCAUUCGCCUACUCUUCCGCUUCUACGAUGUGUGGGGAGGCUGCAUCCGAAUUGAUGGGCAGGAUAUCUCCAAGGUAACGAGGCCAUUAUGUUGUGGCGAUAGGAGAGAUGGGAUUCACCUAACCCGCCCCCUCAGUGGAAGAUCUGCACAAAGACUUCUUUCCCUCUCCUCGCCCCCACCCCACCCUGCCCCCUGGAAUUAGCUUUGGAGGGUGGUCAGAAGCACCCCCAGUACAGUGGGGAGGGGGGAAAGGGGGAGAAUAGUUCCAUCUGACAAGUAGCAAUGCUUGCACAGGUGAAAUGAAUGGAAGAGCACAAUGUUGAAAUCCUCCCGACGGCUUCAUUAGUGAGGUACCAGAGUCUUCCAGCAUGGAAUGGAGACAAGGCUCUUGGCAUGACGAGUGGGAGGAAGGAGGUGUCAUCCAAAGGAACAAGCAGCUGGCAUCCUUGGAAUCAUGUUAUUCUGCUUAAAACAAGGAAGGGGAACCUCAGUCCUGGGGGGGCCAAUUCUGGCCCUGUGCACUUCUCUGUUUGUCCCUCAGAAGUCUCCCCAGGCAACAACCCUUCUCCUCAGGCCAUAUCCAUCACUGUCUUUCACUUUGCACCCUCCAUGAGUGUUUUUGCCUGACUGGAAUAUGUCCUUCAAAGGCUGAGAAGAUAUUUCUUGGUUGCCUGAAUGGACGACACAGAGGGGAGUGUGGGAGUGUGUGGAGAAACUAGAGUAUGGUGGAAAGAUAACAUUUAAAUGUGUUGCUCAGCCCACUUGCAUCUCUGGCCCAAAUUGCCAUUUGGCUCCAAGCUUAAAAGGUUCCCCCACAUUGGCCUAAAGGGCUAAAGUAGCCCUUGAAUGGCUCUGCCACCUUCCACUUGCGUACACACACUCACUCACUCAGGCGCAUACAUUUCUCCUUCUGCUCCUCAGGACUUUUCCUGCCCCAGCCCAGAUGCUUAAUUCCUGGUUUCUGUUGGUUGCCCCCAGCAAAGCAGAGACGUGUGAUUCCAUUUAGGGACGGAUGAAAGAGCUGUGCUGGGGAAGGCACAGCUGCAAACUGCCUCCACCUCUCCUCUGGCCACCCAGGCUCACUGGGGGAACUGCUACAGGAUAUCUGGGGAGAGUCCUAGGUGCCCCAUCUGGGUGCCAGGAUUUCAUGAGGGUCUGAGGUUGGCGGAGGGGGGGGAGAGGAUUGAAGGGCAGCUGCUCUUUUCAUGUCUGCUCCAGCUGCUUGCUGUCUGCUCUUUUGAAAUGUGUGGUUCCCCUAGCCUCCCCCACUAGGGUUUUUAAUUUUUUAAAAAAACCUAUCCUGCAGGGUUCUUAUUUUCACUGGUCAUCGGAGCAAAAUAUCUCUAGGAAACAAUGGAUGCUGAUAUGCAGGGUAGAUGGCACGGGAAACAAGCAUGUAAGAGUGUGGAGGGAAGCUUGAAAGAUGCAUCCCUUCCCAUGUUGUGUGUGUGCACACACUUCUUUUCUCCCUCUGAUCAAACCAUUCUCCCCCCCACAAACCUCCACCUAUUUUCCCAAAAAUAGCAAAACAUGUUUACCAAAAGCAACAGAAGAGCAGGUGUCCACAUCACAAGUGGUGAUUUGCUCAUUCAAAGUGCCUUCAGCUCUUUGGAUUAAAAAAACGACUGUGUGACUCUCAUUUGCCAUCAUCUGCCUUUCUCCACAUCUCCUAUAGUGAGGAAAGCCCCUGACAUGGAGCUCUGUAGGGUAUAGAUGAUGCUCAUCUCAACAGAGAUUAAUAACAGAAUGUGUCUUGCACUGAAAGGGUUACAAUUCUAAUGUCCAGAGAAUGGCCAGGCUGCCCAAAUAAUAAUCCUUCUCUAAGUUCUACCCUGGGAUUUGUGUUACUGGGCCCUCUAGACUGGUGACUCAUUUUGCGGGUGUAUUCUGCAGCGUGUUGCUAUAGCGUAUUGGCAAGAGAUUUACCCUGGACUGUACACAUACCAUUUAUUCGUCGUUCUGCAAUGCUUCCCCCGUUGCCUUCAGGACGGGCAAUUCUUGCGCUAAGGCGCAACGAAAGCAGGACAAAGGACAACAACCCAGAACAUGAAGAAUUUGAAAAGUUACAUGAUUUCAGCAGGAAACUACAGGGCAUGCACCAAUGGGAACUGAAGCCCUGAAACGUUUGCAGGUGUUAUGGAGAGCAAGAUCAUGUAUGAGCAGUGGCAGAGCUUCAUGCUCCGGCACCGGGGGGGGGGGAGGCGGAGAGCAGGUGGGGGCGGGGCUGGUGCGCAUCCCGGGGAUGUGGCGCACUGCCCACAGGGGCAUGGUGCACGUCCCGGGGGCGUGGCAGCUGCCUGCGGGGGUGUGGCACCCAGCAGGGGCGGGGGGGGAGCAGCCAAGAUGGCACCCCACCAAGAUCACGCUGUCGGGGGCGGUGCGCUCCCCCCACACUCCUCUUCCUCCGCCAGUGUGUAUGAGCAGAAGUCAUCUCAUCAAGAAUGGACCAUAAAAGAGGGCAUUGGGUUGGGUGGUGGCUGCUGUCUAACCUGGGAAAUUGCCCCCACUUCAAGGUGUGACAUCAUGGUUGUUCAUAGUGACAAGACCCACCUUGCAGAUGCCUCAAGCCAGACUCUCCAUAAGGCUGUGAUAACACCACACUGCUUUGGGGAGGGUGUGUGCGUUUGUACACUAUUCCUAGCUGGGCGAUGUCUUCCUUUCCCUUCUCUCUGCCCCCACUUCAACCCACCCAUUUCCCUUUCUCCACAGGCCAAGCAGGCUUCGCUGCGCUCCCACAUUGGUGUGGUGCCUCAGGACACUGUCCUCUUCAACGAUACCAUUCGCAACAACAUCCGCUACGGACGCAUUGAUGCCACCAAUGAGGAGGUGAUUGAGGCGGCGAUCGCGGCUAAUAUCCAUGAACGCAUCCUCACUUUCCCCGAUGGUAAGGGGCUGCUUGCCACCUUUGGCUUAUGCUUGCUGUGCCAUCAAGCUCGUAAUUUACCCUGCAGGAUGCUGUGAAACCCAGGAUGCUUCUAUCGGGAUGCCUCCUCUUCUGCUGCAGCUCACUGGUGGAGCACAUGCCUUGCAUGCGAAAGGCCCCGUGUUUCAUCACUUGGCCUCUCCAGGCCGGGCUGAGACAGAGAGGCUCCUACCUGAGACCCAGGAGAGCAGCAGCCAGUGAGUGCCUUCUCUCACUUGGCCAAUGGCCAGGGAGGGCAAGAGGCACCAGACUGGGGAAGGCAGGUAUGGGCAGUGCUGAGCUAGAGGGCUUCCUCAUUCGGCAACUUCCUGUGUUCUUAUCUGAACCGAAAGGACCUGCCCCUGGCUCUUACCCUCUCCCUCUCGGGGUCUUCCUUACAGACUCUGGUCAUCUCAAUGGGUCGAAUUCAGUGGGAUACGUGCACAGGGAAUGUGCACUUUUCCUUCUCCCCCAGCCACAUACACUCCUGGUCCUUCACACACACACUGAACCCAUCACAAGGUUUACCCCCACUCUCCAGAGCAGACUUUGGGGGCAGACAGCAUGAGGAGAGGGGAGGAAGUUCUGUUGUGUGAGUGGACGUCAUCCAACACACACAACUUAGUGGAAUCCUAUUCAAUGUUUUCUAAAAGCUUUUUUAGCUCUUCAGUUAACAUGAGCAAGGUCUGUGGCAGUCCAGACUCCCACCCCAGAAACCUCUAAGAGCAGUUGAUAGAAGCACCUUUGGGCAAUGAGAGCAAUCAGGAUUGGCUUCUGAAACUAGAUAUUUGCUAAAAGUGUCUUUAUCAAAUCUGUCUUGGCAGUAGACCUGGGAGGUGUAGCAAGAUGCUGUAAGUGGCCAAAAGAUCCAAGGCACUCACAGUGCCUGAACAGCAGAAGUCACAGGUAGUUACUCUCUAUUACACAGCAUUUGAUUUUGCUUUGUCCACUUGUACCUGGCAGGUUAUGAUACACAGGUUGGCGAGCGAGGUCUGAAGCUGAGUGGAGGGGAGAAGCAACGAGUCGCUAUUGCCCGCACCAUCUUGAAGAACCCUCAGAUCCUCUUCUUUGAUGAGGUGAAGAAGGCAAAUAAUCAAACACACAGAGCAAUCUCGGUUUUCCGAUUGCUGGUCCUUACAUUGUCAAAACUCUAUCACCCACACAAAAGAGGGGGGAGGACUUGGCAUGCUCAGGAGAACCACCGAAGUUUGCAUUAAUACGGAAAUCAUUUAGGAAUAAGCAAACAAAAUCUGAAGGGGAGAGAGCAUGCCAGAAAUAACUGAAUUCAGGACUGAGCCUGCAAAGUCAGCACAGAAUGCUGGCUGACUAUUGGCGAAUUGGAAAAAUGGGGUGGGGGUGGGGAAGGGAACUGGAAUGAAGUGACGGGAGCCUUGGUCAGAGCCUUCCCAGUACAAUGUUUCUUCCAUCUAUUUCUGAAAUUCAUGCAUGUGUGGCUCUCCUUAUGUAGCCAGAACUAUGCCACCCGUGCACAGGAGGGGAGGUAUCAGCUUGCCUGGAGGAGACCAAGUAGGCCUGUCGGGAUAACCAUAAGGGAACAAAAACAAAGCACCCCAAAACAUGCUCAGUGGCAAUAAAUGCUGGCUGACUGUUUGGGUGAGGAGGGAUGGACUGAACUAUCCAUUUCAUGCUGCAACAUUUUGUUGUGGGUCACACUUGUUUCCUUGUUCCUAAAGCUAGCCUUCAUCUGCCCUUUGCCCCCUUCCGCAUAUGCUCUCCUUUCUUGGAGCUGAAACCCUGGAAAUGGUUGGGAGAAUGGGUAGCACUCAGCCUUCCUGAAUCUGGGAGCCUCCAUUCACCGCCACGAUGCUAUUCAGCUACUUGGAGACCUUCUUUACCAUUUCACCUGACCCAAGGGAUCUUCUCUGCCAUUCUUGGCAAUCAGUGUCAAGAGUCCCCGACCUUCAUCCACCCACUGCUAUGCCUUGAGUUUGCAACUGAUGUUCUGGUACAUUUUGAACCUGUUUCAUAAUUGCAGCGGUUUUAGAACUGUAUAAUUCUAUUGUUGUAAUGCACUCUGGGAUCACUUUCAGGCGACAUCAGCACUGGACACCAAGACUGAGAGGAAUAUCCAGGCAUCCCUGGCUAAAGUGUGUGCGAACCGCACCACCAUCAUCGUGGCUCACAGGUAUGGGCAAGCAUCCUGCCACAGGAGCUUUCUGUUCAGGGCUUCAGCAUAAUAGCAGCUAGAGGGAUGCUGCAGCCUUCGGAAGAGGAGAGCCUAAAUACUAGUUCCUCACUUGCAUCGAUUUCUCCAGGCAGACUCCUUUUCCCUCUCUGAGGAGCUCUAACGUGGUGUGUUAUACUGAGAGUCCUGAGCUGGGGAGGGAUCACUACUGCAUUCUGCCCUCUUGAUAACAGCUUUGGUGGUUGUGCUCUCUCUGCAGGCUUUCCACGGUGAUCAAGGCCGAUCAAAUCCUAGUUAUCAAGGAUGGCCGAGUGAUGGAGCGAGGAAGGUAAGCUCUUAGCCAUGCCCAGUGCUAAAAAUUAUAAAGUAAGAUUUAUAACCAGCAAUCCAGCCAAGGAUUUUUUAUUUUUAUUUUUGCAAUCUGUAUAAGUUAUGCAGAUCGCAAGCCCUUUAAGGCCGUCAGAAUUUUACAAGCAGAAUGGCCACAGGGUUUGGCUGUGUAUCUUCAAAAGGAUCCACAAUGAAGGCGAGCAAAUUGUGGGUCUGUGGAUGCUUCUGAGGGACGAAGGGGGCGUACCUGGCAUGGAGCCUUGUGAAAUUAACUCUCUCUGCCCCUUUAACAGGCACGACCAGCUAGUGGACAAAGGUGGCAUCUACUCUGACAUGUGGCUGCAACAAGGAAGUGACACGGAGGUGGAGAGCAAGAUCAGUGCUGAGUCAACUGCAGAAAGCAAGGCCAGUGCUUCGACCAAAGCAGGAAGCGAGGAAGGCUCUGCCUAUGCAACCAGUGAAAAGACAGAGGAGAGGGAGCAGGAGGGGGAGACAGAGGAGGGGGAGGGGGAGACAGAGGAGGGAGAGGGGGAGGAAGAGGAGGGAGAGGGGGAGGAAGAAGAGGCAAGCACAGAAUCAUAGCCAAGCAACGAGAACUACUGAGCAGCUGACAGUGACAACAGCAAAUCCUGCAAGGAUGUGGCUUCGAAGCCAAAAAGGCAGCAGCUGCCACCUCUGCUGUUAGAUUUCUGAACCUCCUCUGUAUGGCAUAAAGGGGGAAAUGCUCAGGCACCCAAAGCACACAGAUGAUCCACCAAGUUAGCAGUGAGGCCAUGGAGACCAAACUGGAGGAAGACUACAGGCUGCGUAUGGUUCCCAGCAUGCAGUUCUUCAUGAGCAGGACCUGCACGUAGUGCUAGAGCAACUUCAGAGUAUAUUCUCCAAGCUACUGCCAGCGUUCCUGGGAAAGCUGUUGCUUGGUGAUCCAGGUGUAUUAUCAGGGAAUUGCGAAAGGGGUGGGGGGUGGGGGGAGGCAGGGACCAGGGCUGCCUUGCCCCACUGUUCUCCCCAACAAAAUGUCUUCCCUUGCAAAGAUGAAUGGAGUGUGGAGGUGGGGGGCAUGCGUGAACAUUUGCCAGCACUUUGUAUACAACCACAGAGGGAGAUGCCUGCAGAAUGGCUGUGUGUGUGUUUUUGUAAGUUCUGAUUUUGAGGUGUCCCGUUUUAAUUUUCAUAAACUCGAAAAAGUGUUUUCAGAUCCCUGGAUCCCGUUUCUAGUUUUGCCUGCGGGGGAGAAAGAUUCGAAAAGGGUUAGGGUAAUGAACCCCAUGCCCCCCCUCCAGAUGUUGGCAGACUACAACUCCCAUCAUCCUUAUUGGGCCAUGCUGGGAGCUUGGAGUCAUGCUGACAACAACAGGAUCCCUAUCUCAAAGGAGUUUUGGCUGGCAGGCAGAUGGGAUGGAGACCCUUCUCACUUCUGCACAACGGAGAGCACAGAGAGAAAGUGCUUCUCAAAUGGGUCUGGUUUACUUGGAUCCCUUGACUACAAGGACAUGGAAAAACAAGAGGGGACCUGGAGUCACGGAGACAGGGUAGAAAGGAGGAGCAGGGCACAGAAAAACAAUAAGAAACGCCUCUCUAUCUCCUACCCAGCCCAGGUAGCUGCUUUUCUGUUUGGUGGCUCUAUGGAGGCCGCUUUCAGAAGGACCUAAAGGGUUCCUACUGUAAAGCUAUUCAGCUCCAGGCAGUCUUGGGUUGCGUGGGCAAGCGAUGGUGGCCCUGGCCAAGACUCUGGGAAUUCUGCCCCUAGAUCUUUAGAUAGAACUAUCCAUGGACCUAGCGCUGGAGAGAGUAACAGACACAGAGGGGGAAAGGAGCCAAUCCCUAGUUCUGAUCAGUUUCAGCUUUAUCUUUGCAGCGUCAGACAUGAGUUUGUUGCCUUACUGCUUCUAACUCCAAGAAGGCACCACAACAAGUUAAAACAGCAACUGAAGGAGGAAGCCAAGAACAGUGGCCCUUUUAUUCAAGGGGCUGGUUGUUUUACAGCACAUUCCCCAUUCCCACAAUCUUUCUCAGCAAAGGGUGCUUUAGAGUUCUUCAACUUCAGCUCCCAAGUGAAAAAGGGGGCGGGGGAGGAAACUGCCAUAUUUGGGGGGGGGGGGUGUUUGUGCAGCACAGUGUCUGCAUUAGGGCAGCUGCUGUUCCCCACUUGCUCUUCCCAUACUUCUGUGGUGCUCUGACUUGCUAGUCUAGCAAUGAUUGUCACCCUACUGCUUCCGUCCGCAUGCUUGGCCAUAUCUGAAGAUGCCAGAGUAGGCUUGGCUAUAUAUAUAUUUAUACGUGUGUGUGUGUGUUUGUGUGUACCUGGCUUCUUUUAGCUCUGGCUGCCGGAAGCGGCUUUAGAGGGUCCUGUGUGGCAGUUUGCACAGCAACAAUCCUGUCCGUUAGGUAUCGCUAACGCCACCCAUGUCCUCCGAAGCCAAGAAGAACCUCAUGGGGGUGGGGGAAGGGUCAGUUGAGGAAAGUCCCAAGGUAGCACCCCGCUGAGGCUCAGUCGUCGUCCUGUUGCAGCUGCUGGUGCCUGCUCUGGUACCACAACAUGGUGGGAAGGUUCUGGCAGCCUUGGUAGCGGCGCUGGCGCUCCUCUUCCCCCAGGGGUGGCACAGAGUGGCAGGGCGCCCCUGCUAAUGAGACGUUGAGCAGCUGGGCUGGGGUACCUGAGCCAAAGACUGCAGACCAUGGACCCACCUGCCAGGAACGAGAGAGAUUGCUUCACUUAAGGUUGCCCUGGGCCACAACUCAAUCCAUCGUCAGCAUCAAUGCUUAUAUAGCACUUCCAACGCAUCAGUGUUUCAGGUACAUUAUCUCAGUAUCUUACACAAUUGGCCUGUAAGGAUGGCCAGUAAAGCAAACUGAAUUAAGCCUGCCUGGCUGGCUUCCACAAGCUCUAAAAAAUGGUAAGUUUCAGUGACUUCCUUUAGUUUGUUGCAUCCAUUAAUGUACCUUGAAUAUACACACCUUUUUUCCUUUUAAUGGCAAUGGUCUGUUUUUGAGCAGUAAAACUAAUUGGGAUGUAACAAAACACAUGGUUUUCUUUCCAAAGGUGCCAUAUUGCACAUCAAAAGACUCCUUUAGUGCAAGCUACCUUCCACAAACUUCAGAUGUCAUUCUCUAAUUGUCAUCACAGAUGGCCUGUGUGUCAGUCACAUGAGCAAAGGUUGGCUCUGGCCAUUUGCCAAGUUCUAGUUUCCAGCAUUGCUGCCUCUACACCUAAGCAUUUAUUUCUCAGUCUGCCGUGCUGCCCAGCUGAUUCCCAACUCUUUCCCUACACACAGAGGAGAAACCAAACUGGUUGCAAGAUGGUGCAUAAGAUGACUUGGCCUUACCAGGAGCUGUGAUCUGCCCUGAACUUGCUGCACAGCUCAGGCCAGUUUUCAUCUAUGUUAAUUGGCUAAGCACCAAUGUCCCUACUCCCCGCUCCCCUCCCCUGGAACUGGGAGUAGAGCCCAGGGAGUGUUGCCACCCAGUUAGUGAUUCUGCCACUAGAAGUAGCCACUUUGAACUGGAGAGACACCUGUUGCUAAUGCCACCUGCCAAAAAGCAAUUUGAGGACAGGGGCUUCCUAGUCACUAUUUUGAGCCCCCUGGUAUUUAUGUCCAGAACAAACAAAUGCAUCCUUGCCAUCUCUUGAGGGACCAUAAAUUGGUGGCAGAGCAUAUGCAUGCAGAAGGUACCAGGUUCGAAACCCAGUGUCCCCAGUUAAAAGGACCUGACAGCAGGCAACAUGAAACCUGAGAGCCACUGCCAGAGUAGACAACAUUGGACAAUUAGCCUGACUCCUUAUGUUCCUAUGCUCUGCAAACACCACACCUUGGACUCCGAACAAUCACUGCCCACCUUCCUUCCAUGGCACUUACCGGCAACAAAUGCUGGAGGAGGCACUGGUCAGGCUGCAGUCCGGCCCAGAACUCGGCAAAAGCCGACCCACCGCUGGCGGUAGUGGUGGCAGUGGUGGUGGUGGUGCUACGUAUGAGCACCAUGUUGGGAUGGCGCCGUGAUGCCCGCAGCUUCUUUGUCAGUGGCCCCGGAUAGCUCUGGUCAAGGAAGAGGAGAACCCGGCGAGCGUUGCAGCUCUCCAAGUCUGCUAGCAGCUCCGAGAUGGGGUACCGCUCCUUAGGAUCUGCCUGUUGCAGGGAAGGGACAGCUCAUCAGCACCUGCCCCUUGGUCACAGACACACACGCACACCCCUCCCCGCUCCACAGUUGGGAGAUCAAGGGGAUUCCACUGCCUGGGAGUUAAAAGGAGCGGAUUAAAUGGGAAAGAGCAAGACAGGGCGAGCACCCACUGCAAAGGCCGGUGUUGUUUUCUCCCUGCAGGCACACAUGAAAGAGCUGGACGGCCCUUUGAAGGGAACAGAGGAGAGGAGAGGGCUGCAGCCUCCACCUGCAGUUCUGUCAGCAUCUCUCCUUCCUCCAGUCGGGCUUCCCAGGACAUGCUGGGACAGGUGGGAUGACCUCCUCCUCCUCCACCAGCCCACUGCCAAAAGUGGCUCACUUCACUUUCCAUUUCCAGCCUAGGAAACCCCAAAGGAAACCUGGCAAAUGGCCAAAUGCAGGCCUUUGAGAAGGGCUGGUGCCGCUUUGUAUGUGUGCACAAGCAUCUUAGGCAGCCGCCCCGCAUUUUCCUGCCCCAGUUGGGUUUACUUGGCACCCCGACUUCACUGCUCCCUGCCAGCAAUUGAUCAUGGCUUACCCCCAUGUGAUAAAUGCAUGAGUGAAAGUCUCCUUUAUACCGUUAGCGUCCCCAUUCCCUGCUUGGCUAGGCAGGUGACAUUAGCAUCAAUAGCCAAGGUCCUUUUUUGGAUGUAUCAUGAUGAAGUAGGAGUCAUUCAUUCAACAAGAUGCAUAUACCGCUUGACUGUUGUAAAACCUCCAAGCGGUUUUACUUGUAAGUUAACCUGCUGCUGCUGCUGCUUGCUUCAUUCUGCACCAACCUGUAGCUUUUCCCAACAAGCAACAUUCAUCAGUGCUUGGCUGAACACUGGGCAGGAGGCCUGUGGCUGUGGCUAUUGUCACAGAUUCAAAAUUCUAACUUUAAAAGUGAGGAGCAAUGAAGAACACCAUGACAGGUUUCCUAUUGGAUUUCUAUGGGUCAGCGUACGGCUGUCUCAAUUCACCUGGAGACAAUUCUUGGGCAGAGCCACAGACUCCUUGACAAAAUAAUAUAUUUAAUAGCAUUGCUCAUGGGGACUAAUUUAGACCAUUUCCUCGAUGUAUUUCUCCCUCUGAUCUCUCUCUUCCUCUGCCUAACUUACCUGGUGGGUUACUCCCCCCAAUAAAUUGGCAAGAGAUAUACCCCAAGAGAUGAUAUCUCUGCUGUGAAAUAAGCAGCACCACUUUGUAACUUGUGCGGUACUGUAUUUCUUGUGCCCCCACACGUUAAUUCACAUAUAGAGGUUGUGCACCAGAGGAGGGCUGGGAGGGAGAGAGGGAAGAGGCACAUACCCUUCUCUCCUCCUACAGUGAUGUUAUACCUAUAUCCAUCAUGCCACCCCACCAUCCUUUGAUAAUACACACCCCAUCCAUCCUUAAGCUCUGGAGGGUUUUGUCUGCACAUGCAAAAUUCCGCUAGAAGAGGGUUGAUAUCAAUAGUGGGGACAGAGGAUGGGAUAAAACCUUCCUCCUAUCAUAGCUAAGGCCAAAGGGCUAAAAAAAACUGGACCAUUCCCAUCAUACCUGAACAAUGAUGAUAGAUCAGCUUGGUUUGGCAAUUUUUAAAAAUAUCCUCAAAAAAAGAAAACAGCAGCAGGUUCAUUUUGUCUCCUAUACCCUUUUGAAACGUGGCUCUUUUGGGGGAGGUGUUAUUAGGUUAUUGUACUUAUUUUGAUUUUAUAUAUUGUGAUCUUUUCUGUUAACCGCCCUGAGACCUCUGGGUAUAGGGUGGUAUAUAAAUUCACUCAAUCAAUCAAUACAG